CACACUUCCCCCUCUUCUAACAGACAUUUUUACAAUUCCAGUUGACGGUAAACGACCUACUUGCUGACCGUAACAACUGCAAACUGACCUCGAUAUAUGAUAAAAAAGGAUUUCUUUUUGUAUUAACCGGAUAUCGGAAUCAAGAUGUUUUACACAUGUGGACCCAAUGAAGCCAUGGUGGUGUCUGGCUUUUUCCGUUCUCCUCCUCUAAUGAUUGCUGGAGGAAGAGUGUUUGUCCUCCCAUGUAUUCAGAAGAUCCAGAGAAUCGCUCUCAACACCCUGACUCUAAAUGUGAAGAGUGACAAAGUCUACACCCGCCAUGGCGUCCCUAUCUCUGUCACUGGCAUUGCACAGGUGAAGAUCCAGGGCCAGAACAAAGAGAUGUUGGCCACCGCCUGCCAAAUGUUUAUGGGCAAGUCUGAAGCUGAGAUUUCCCAGAUUGCUCUAGAAACACUGGAGGGACACCAGAGAGCCAUCAUCGCCCAUUUGACUGUGGAGGAGAUCUACCAGGAUCGUAAGAAGUUCUCCGAGCAGGUGUUUAAGGUGGCCUCCUCUGACCUGUGCAACAUGGGCAUUGGUGUAGUCAGCUACACGCUCAAAGACGUUCACGAUGAUCAGGACUACCUUCACUCUCUGGGUAAAGCGAGAACAGCCCAGGUGCAGAAGGAUGCCAGGAUCGGAGAGGCUCAGUACAAACGAGAUUCUGUGAUGAGGGAGGCGCACGCGAUGCAGGAGAAGGUUUCGGCUCAGUACAAGAAUGAGAUUGAGAUGGCAAAAGCCCAGAGAGACUACGAGCUGAAGAAGGCAGUGUAUGAUGUUGAGGUCAACACCAAGAAGGCGGAGUCAGAAAUGGCCUAUCAGCUCCAGGUGGCCAAGACCAAGCAGCGCAUUGAGGAGGAGAAGAUGCAGAUUCAGGUGGUGGAGCGGACACAGCAGAUUACGCUGCAGGAGCAGGAGAUCACCCGCAAGGAGAAGGAGCUGGAGGCCAAAGUCAGGAAGCCUGCAGAGGCAGAGAAGUACCGCCUGGAGAGGCUGGCUGAGGCUCACCGCCUGCAGCUCAUCAUGGAGGCGGAGGCAGAGGCCGAGUCCAUCAGAAUGAAGGGUGAGGCCGAGGCUUUUGCCGUGGGGGCGAAGGGCCGUGCGGAGGCGGAGCAGAUGGCCAAGAAAGCGGAGGCCUUCGAGCAGUACAAAGAUGGAGCCAUGGUGGACAUGCUGCUGGAGAAACUGCCACUGAUUGCAGAGGCCAUCAGCAAGCCACUGUCGGAGGCUCAGAAGAUCACGAUGGUGUCCAGUGGCGGUGCAGAGGUGGGAGCAGCCAAACUCACGGGAGAGGUGAUGGAUAUCAUGACCAGGCUGCCGGCCGCUGUGGAGAAACUCACCGGAGUCCAUAUCUCCCAGGUUAUUGCCCCCGCUGGCCGUGUGCAUUAAGAAGAAGAGGCGUCACCAAUAUUCAGACUAGGAGCUCCACGUCUCCUCCUUGUGCCUAUAACCACUGUAACGACUCUGCAGCACCGUAGUCUUGUCCAGUCUGUGUGCAUGCACGUUUCACUUCUGUUUCUCUAUUUUCCAGUUCCUCCUUCAUCUGAAGAAGAUCUUUUAUCUGCCGUUAUGUGGUUUCUUUGCAUGUCCUUGAUCUGCUGCGAGAAGCAGAAGCGGCUUUAAAGAAGCUACUUUACCAGGAGACAAAAGCCUCCAAGUAGGAAUCGCUGUUUUAUACUUGCCCAUAAGUAUGCACGUUUUCAUUUUGUUUAAACUCUAAAGCAGCCUCAUUGUGUCUGUACUAUAGGUCAACCAACUGUCAUUUAUUAUUUAACUUUUAAUGUAGAAAGUAUAUUUGGCUGUAGCUUUUCUGUGCCUUUCAGUGUACGAAAAGGUGCUGAGCUCUCCAUCACAGCAUCACCUCAUAGUUGUGUGUGUGUGUGUGUGUGUGUGUCACUGCUGUAGUGCUAUAGAAGUGGAAGACAGUCGGGGUGUUAGUUUACUCCACAUGUCGCUUUGUAGUGACGGACCGUUACUGGGCCCCAAAUCAUAUCGGUGGAAGGAUUUGUUUGUGUUUUCAGAAGGAAAGGAAAGGAAGUGGUGCACGGUGUCGAGCUGAAGGAGGUUUCCUGUUGAAAGAAUAGAAAGUAUGUUGUGGUUGGAAAACACAGCGUGUUCUGGAGCGGCUCAUCACUAACCCGCUGCUGCUUUCAUGUGCUUGCUGUCUCGAGUUUGAACUAACAUUCAGGACAUGGUAUGAUUUAGUGGCGUUUGUUUGGUGUAGUGAUUUCCAUGAUAAUGUGAGUAUUAUAGAGCGACAGAUGUUUUGGCUCUUCCGUGUUGAAGAACAUUUCAUCUGAGCUUUUUUUUUUUUUUUACAGAAUCUUUUCUAACAGUUAAAAGUUUUUCCAGCUGCCGAGCCAUAUGCAUUUUGUUACCGCCAAGUGCCUGGUUUAAACUUCUUUACGUAAGCCUAUUACACCUUUCCAUCAGGGAAUUGUUCCUCGUGUCCAACUGAUCCUACGCCAUCGGUCGUCAGUAGUGACGGCUGUAGAUGAAAGCCAAAUCAGUCUACUCGUUUGUUCCUGUGACUAAUCUUCUACUUUCCUAACGUGUCUUCGCAUGUCUGUCUUACAUAGCUUUCAAGUUGUAUAAAAGUCUAAUAUUCCAGAUUUAUGUAGUGAAAUGUUCUAACGAUAAUGUAGACACAAUAAACUAUGGAUUUAAUCACG
Molecule: messenger RNA, 2711 nt
Organism: Cottoperca gobio
Lineage: Eukaryota; Metazoa; Chordata; Actinopteri; Perciformes; Bovichtidae
Product: flotillin-1-like
Exons: 13
Coding region: 145-1428 (427 amino acids)
Biological process (GO): regulation of receptor internalization; positive regulation of cell junction assembly; positive regulation of endocytosis
Cellular component (GO): cytoplasmic vesicle; plasma membrane; flotillin complex
Molecular function (GO): protease binding
Source: RefSeq, a predicted model, not a curated record